AUGACCGACUACCUAUCAGACAAGUUAAAGACCUUUCUCGGUGAGCCUAUAGGAGAGAAAUGUGUUGCCUUUGUGGAUGGAGUUGAUAAAGACCUCGCUGUCAAAUUAAUAGACCGUGGUUUUGAUAAGGCAUACGUACUGUUGGGUCAAUUCCUCCUCAUGCACAAGAAAGAAGAAGACUUCCAGAUGUGGCUCAUGCUGGCAUGUGGUGCCACUCAACGAGAAGCCCAGAUGAUCUCCAGAUGCCUUCGGGAGUGGUGUAUCACCUUCCUCUAA
Dromiciops gliroides (monito del monte) is the source of this 276-nucleotide messenger RNA. RefSeq names its product BANF family member 2 (gene BANF2). Lineage: Eukaryota; Metazoa; Chordata; Mammalia; Microbiotheria; Microbiotheriidae. Gene Ontology annotation, molecular function: DNA binding. The record is from RefSeq and is a predicted model, not a curated record. The transcript is spliced from 2 exons. Bases 1 to 276 code for a protein of 91 amino acids.